AAACUUAAAGAAAUAAUAUCACAGACAAAGAAAAGAAGCAAUAUAUAAUAUUAUAUUAAACGGUUAAAAACAGAUGCAAGUUUUAUAUAUAUAAAAUUGAUGCCAAUGUUGUCCUAUGUAGUGAUAACACAAAGAGGACAAACGUAGAGCCAAAGAAGGAAAAACAAUAGAAGAAUAAGAAAUUGUCGUUAAAAGUGAGUGACAUACAUAUAUAUACAAAAAUAUAUCAUUAGAGAAAUGAUCAUGAAGGAUUCUAUGGAAGAAGGUUCAAAUAAUAAGUGGGAAUGGAGAAAAACAAGAACAACAUUAAUGGCGGAACUGAAGAAGAUGAGUAGUAUAGCAGGACCAAUGGUGGCAACGACUGUGUUGCAAUAUCUUCUGCAAGUAGUAUCAGUGAUGAUGGUUGGACAUCUUGAUCAGCUCUCUCUUUCAAGUGUUGCCAUUGCUACAUCUCUCACUAAUGUUUCUGGUUUUAGUAUUCUGUCAGGGAUGGCGGGUGGAUUAGAAACUUUAUGUGGACAAGCUUAUGGAGCAGAACAAUUUGAAAAGUUCGGAAUAUACACACACACUGCAAUAAUAUCCCUUACUAUGGUUUGUGCACCAAUAACUAUUAUAUGGAUUUUCAUGGACAAAGUACUAAUUCUCAUUGGCCAAGACACCACAAUUUCCCAUGAAGCUCGAACAUAUGCACUUUGGUUAAUACCUGCCCUAUUUGCCUCUGCAAUUCUCAAACCUCUAACACGUUUUUUUCAAACACAAAGUUUGAUUUUUCCAAUGAUUAUUAGCUCCUUUCUAGUUUUGUGCUUCCAUGUAGUUACUUGUUGGACAUUAGUAUUUAAAUUGGGAUUAGGACAUAUUGGUGCUGCAAUUUCCUUUAGUUUAGGAACUUGGUUGAAUGUGCUGAUACUUUUGUGUUUUGCAAAAUAUUCACAUGCUUGUGAGAAAACACGUGUGUCAUUUUCUACAAAGGCUUUCCUUGGUAUUAGAGAGUUUUUUGGUCUCGCUGUUCCAUCCGCAGCUAUGGUCUGUCUCAAAUGGUGGGCGUGUGAGUUGCUUGUUUUGCUAGCUGGACUUUUUCAAGAUCCAAAGUUGGAGACAUCGGUUCUUUCAAUAUGCUUGACAAUAUCUACAUUGCAUUUCACCAUAUCCUAUGGGCUUGGGGCUGCUACUAGCACAAGAGUUUCAAAUGAACUAGGAGCUGGAAAUCCAAAAGCAGUUCGUUUUUCGGUUUGUACAGCAAUGGUCCUUGCAAUUACAGAGGCUCUUAUUAUAACUGCAAUCCUAUUAGGUUGCAAACAUAUCUUAGGUUAUGCUUACACCAAUGAUAGUAUGGUUGUUCAUUAUGUGGCCGCUAUGACUCCUUUGUUAUGUGCAUCAAUUUUUACGGAUAGCUUGCAAGCAGUUCUUUCAGGGGUUGCUAGAGGAAGUGGGUGGCAACAUGUUGGAGCCUAUGUGAAUCUUGGAGCAUUUUAUCUAGUAGGAAUUCCUGUUGGUGUAGUGUUAGGGUUUGUUGCACAUUUCAGAGCAAAAGGCCUUUGGAUUGGAAUAGUAGCUGGCUCAAUUGUGCAAACAGUUUUCCUUUUCAUUAUUACUGCUCUUACAAAUUGGAAAAAACAGGCAAUGUUGGCUAGAGAGAGAAUAUUUGAUGACACUUCUUCUGAUGAAAGUAUAACAAAUAACAAAACCAGUGUAUAAAGUUAAUUAUUAGCUGUAUUGUUUCUCUAUUAAGAAAGCAUCCUCUGAAAUAUUAUGUGUUGAUCAUGUGUAUAUCAUUCAAUGAAUUCAUAGCUCCUGCAUCAGCACCCUAGCAAGGUUACUUUUCUUGGUGACAUCGCAUGGGCUCUAUUAUCAUUGACCUUCUCAAGGAAUUCCUUCCUUUUUUUUGCUUUCGCACCGGUUCCGACCUAAAUAGUAGAUCGACUAAUUCGGCUCAUGCUACGGAGGCACGUGCACUGGCCAAGCGUUGUUUCUGCUAGGAAUCGAACUCGGUAUUCCCCGAAUAUCGUCCUUUGCAAAGAGAAUUCCUUCUUCUUUGCUAGUGGUAAUAGAUUCAUUCUUUCUGCAUGAUCAAAAUUAAACAGUUAAUCUAAAAUAAUAAUAAUAAAAAAGUUGAGAAUGAAAUGGUGAAAAAAAAUUACAAAUGAAAUCAUCAAGGCCCAUAUUAUCGCCCUCCACUUCCAUUUAAUCUCAAACACUUAAAAAGGAAACCAGUAAUUGACAUCGGGUCACACCCAAUAAAAAAGAAACCUAUGACCUCCCUCAUUGUCAAGAGUGACCUUUGAGCACUUAUCAUUGUCACGUACUCGAAAGAACUACUUCUUUCAAUUUUUGUAGUUUGAGAAAUACAAGGAGAAUAGUUCCCUGUU
This is a messenger RNA of Vicia villosa (hairy vetch), 2366 nucleotides long. Its product is annotated as protein DETOXIFICATION 14-like. The coding region runs from base 238 to 1695 and encodes 485 amino acids. Gene Ontology annotation, cellular component: membrane. The transcript is spliced from 7 exons. NCBI's taxonomy places the organism in Eukaryota, Viridiplantae, Streptophyta, Magnoliopsida, Fabales, Fabaceae. Gene Ontology annotation, molecular function: xenobiotic transmembrane transporter activity; antiporter activity. The record is from RefSeq and is a predicted model, not a curated record. Gene Ontology annotation, biological process: xenobiotic detoxification by transmembrane export across the plasma membrane.